AUGACUAAAUAUGAUCGUCUUUCCAAGGAGGAAUUACUAAAAAUUAUUGAAAAACAAGAGAAAGAAUUGGACCUAAAAAAAUAUGGCCUUGUUUGGGAUAGAGAGAAGGAGCCCGAACAAGUAGUUUUAGACUGCGAAAAUAAUUUACCAAUACUUAAAAGAAUUAAUGAAAAGCAAAUUAAAACUGGCAAUAACGAUGACAAUAUUUUAAUUGAAGGAGAUAAUUACCAUUCUUUAACUUGCCUCAGCUAUACUCACAAAGGAAAAAUCGACUUGAUCUAUAUCGACCCUCCUUACAAUACUGGAAAAGAAGAUGAGUUAGAACUUUCCAAAAAUCUUUUGAAAGAGGAAGGAAUUAUUUUUAUAUCCAUGGGAGAACAAGAACUCGCCAAUCUUGUUUUAUUAUGCGGAAAAGUAUUCGGACAUGAAAAUUCUUUAACUAUUAUGGCAAGAAGAAUGAAAGCAGGUAGCAAUCAAGGAAAGUUUUUCGCUCCUUCUUGCGAUUUUGUGGUUUGCUAUGCUAAAAAUAAAAUCCGGAUAGAUACUAGUAAUUUUUAUGACGAGAUUGAUGAGGAUUCUUAUACUAAAGAAGACGAAAAUGGAAAAUACGAAGAAAAAGGUUUAUUUCAAUCAAGUUUAGAAACGCGAAUGAACCUUAGAUAUUAUAUUCAAUGUCCGGAUGGGUCCUUAGUUAUUCCGCCCGGAAAAACUUUGCUCCACAAAAAAAAGAAGGGAUAUCAGUUUCAAGUGCGAUUAAUGGUGUUGAUAAACAAUGAAGAUGACCAAGAUGGAAAAAAGUCAAAAUACAAUAUUUAUGUAAAAAGUUAUUUGGAAACAAGAAGAGAAAAAGGAGUUAAGCCAAGAAAUUUUUUAGUAGACAAAAAUUUUUUGAAUAGCCGAGCAACUAAUUAUUUGAAGAACCUAGGGCUAGAUUUUCCUUAUUCUAAACCCAAAGAAUUAAUAAUUCACUUAAUAGAAAUAACUCAUACUCCCAAGGAUGCAAUUAUUUUGGACUUCUUUGCUGGUUCUGGCACAACUGGCGAGGCAGUUUUAGAACUUAACCAGGAAGAAAAAAGCCAAAGAAAGUUUAUUCUUUGCACUAAUAAUGAAGGGCAAAUUGCCGAAGAAGUUUGUUAUCCGCGUUUGGAAAAGAUUAUCAAAGGACUUGGUGGUAAUCUUCAAUAUUUCCAAACCGACCUAAUUUCUGUUGAAAAACUAACUAAUAUAAGUGAUGGAAAAAGACAUGAACUAACCGAAAAAGCGGGAAAGGAAAGGGAUUUAGUAUUAAUUGUUGAUGAGGCUCAUAUUGAAACCGAUACUCAACUGGCUAACGAGGUUAUCAACCUUUUUGACCCACGAAUUAUCAUUAGAGUGACUGCAACUCCUAAAAUCGAGCCAGGUAUUAGCGAGGUUAGACAAAAAAGGGCUGGAUUUGUGGAAGUUCCAGAGAAAGAAGUAAAGAAAAGCGGACUAAUCAAAGAAAAAAUUGUUAUUCAAACUAAGGAGGAGAUUGAAAAAUUAUCCGAAAAAAAGCAAUUUUCGGAGGAUGAAAUAAUGUUGGAACUGGCUUAUAAUAAGAGACUAGAACUUAAAAAAAUUUAUGAAAGUUUGGGGCUUGAUAUAAAUCCCCUAGUUUUAAUUCAACUUCCAAGCGAUUUUAAGGAAAAAGAGGAGGUAGAGACUAAUCGAAAGAAUUCUGUUUUGUCAUAUUUAAAAGCCAAAAGUGUCAAAGGAAAGGAAAUUGCUAUUUGGUUAUCAAAUGAAAAGACAAACUUAGACAUGAUUGAAAAAAAUAAUAAAAUACUAGUAAUGUUUCGUGAGGUUGAUAGCCCAAUUUUUCGCACCCAAAUAAUCGGCAGGAUAAAAAGGAUGCCUGAAGGUUACCAUUACGAAAGGGAAGAACUAAACAAGGCUUAUAUUUUCACUAAUUACGACAAGAAUCAUAUUAGAGAUAUUAGCCAACUAGAAGACAAAAAUAAAAUACCGGUUCAUUUUACUAAACUAAAAAAAGAUGUUGAAAGGAUUUGCUUGGAAACAACUUAUCAUUAUCGAACUGAUUUUGACAUUCUUAUUCUUCCAUUAUGA
Entrophospora sp. SA101 is the source of this 2085-nucleotide messenger RNA. The record is from the annotation of a GenBank genome assembly. NCBI's taxonomy places the organism in Eukaryota, Fungi, Glomeromycota, Glomeromycetes, Entrophosporales, Entrophosporaceae.